AUGCCGCACGAGAUGGAGGAGAACGGUGCUGAGGUCUCAGAUGUCAUGUCUGAGAACGAGGACGAGACCGAGACUUUUCUCAAGGACGACGAGAAGAUGACGGAGCAGAGCACCACCGAGAGCACCACCGAGGUCAAGAAGAAGUACGACCCCAAGGACCCCCUGCGCCCCAGAAGGAAAAAGGCGCGGAGGGCGUGCUUUGCGUGUCAGCGGGCUCAUCUGACUUGUGGAGAUGAGAGACCAUGCCAGAGAUGCAUCAAGCGAGGCCUCGCCGAUGCCUGCCAGGAUGGAGUCCGCAAGAAGGCCAAAUACCUCCAUGAUGCUCCCCCGGAGGCCCUUCGACCCGUCCUCGGUCCCAACUACAACCCCAACCCUACGCCCUCGCGAACCAACGGCCAUCGUCACAGCUCGAGUCACUCGGAUAACCUGUCGACCACGGGCAGCAACUUCUUCUCCCAGGGAAGCACCGCGUCGUUGCCUGUCUACUCGGCCGGUGCCCAGACCCCGGUUGCCAUAGAUGGCUUGCCACCCUUCAACCCUCAAGCAUCCCCGACGUCAUUCCAAGGCCCGAUCAACAAUGCCGCCCACACGCCCAUGAACAACAUGAUGCCUGCAGGUAACAUGGACUUCAAUGCCCUCUUUGAUCCCAGUAACCCUGCCCUGUACAACUUUGAUCUUGAAGGUCUCAACUUUGGUAGUCAGUACGCCGGAUGGGAGUUUGGCAUCCUCAACAAGAUGGCCCUCGGCGCUGAGACGCCUCCGCGGGAGAACUCCAUGUCACAAACUCCAACGACUGAGGCAAACUAUGCCGCCCUGUUCGGGAACGCAAGCAACGGCUUUGAUCAUCCCAUGUUGGGGGCCGACUUCUCGGGUAUGGACCAAAAUAACCAGUCUCUAUAUGCGCAGGGCAACCUCCAGCACGGACUACCCCAUGCUUAUGCCAUUGCAGCUGGGCCUACGAGCCUUGCCAGCCCAAGUACGGACACGACAGCAAGCCCGCACUCGGUUGCGGGCAUGGAUGGUUCACCAAACCACAACUUUGCUGGUAUCCCAACGGUCCCGGCCGCGACACGACCCAGGCCGAAACACAACAAGGCUGGCCCCAAAUCGAUCCUCGGCAAGAGGCAACGAGACUCUGCCGCCAUCUACGAGAGCGUCAAGGAGCCGUAUCCUUAUACCACCGGAUUCCACAACAUGGUGGCCGUCCUCCGAAACCGUCUGCCCGGCAACAAGCUGCUGCGGAUCGCCAAAGCGCUUGGCGAGAUUCGACCGUCGUUCAUCUCUUGCACCAAAGACCUGACCAGACAAGAUCUCAUCUUUAUGGAAAAGUGCUUCCAGCGUACCUUGGUCGAGUACGACGAUUUCCUCCAGCACUGCUGUGCCCCUACGAUCGUCUGCCGAAGAUCUGGAGAAGUUGCCGCCGUUAACAAGGAAUUCACAGCGCUGACUGGGUGGACAAAGGAUGUAUUGCUCGGAAAGGAGCCCAACCUGAACGUCAAUGUUUACAGCGGCCGAUCGACCAACGGAACCAACACGCCAGAACACAACGCGCAAGGCGAGAUGACGACACCGCGACCUCAGAGGGCCAUGCUUGACCUCAGCGGUGGACGACCUCAGCCCGUGUUCUUGGGCGAGCUGCUAGACGACGAUAGUGUUGUCGAGUUUUACCAAGACUUUUCACAACUCGCAUUCGAGGAUAGUCGAGGCAAGGUACAACGAAGCUGUCGACUCAACAAGUACCGAGCACCGCAGGACCCGGACCAGAAAGAGCCAGGUUCCCAGAAAGAUGCGCAACCAGGCAUUCUCAGCAGCCGAGUGACGCGAAUCGACGGCUCGCACGGCAUCUCGAGGAUCGAGAAGGACGGCAAGGUGGAAUGCACCUAUUGCUGGACCAUUAAGCGGGAUGUUUUUGACAUUCCCAUGAUGAUUAUCAUAAACUUUUUGCCACGAUAUUUACCUGACCAAGGACCUCAGCAACUCGCAGUCUAG
Molecule: messenger RNA, 1989 nt
Organism: Fusarium keratoplasticum
Lineage: Eukaryota; Fungi; Ascomycota; Sordariomycetes; Hypocreales; Nectriaceae
Exons: 3
Coding region: 1-1989 (662 amino acids)
Biological process (GO): regulation of DNA-templated transcription; cellular response to starvation
Cellular component (GO): nucleus
Molecular function (GO): zinc ion binding; DNA-binding transcription factor activity, RNA polymerase II-specific; RNA polymerase II transcription regulatory region sequence-specific DNA binding
Source: RefSeq, a predicted model, not a curated record